This is a messenger RNA of Neoarius graeffei (lesser salmon catfish), 2458 nucleotides long. RefSeq lists its product as uncharacterized. The record is from RefSeq and is a predicted model, not a curated record. The coding region runs from base 110 to 2458 and encodes 782 amino acids. The transcript is spliced from 2 exons. NCBI's taxonomy places the organism in Eukaryota, Metazoa, Chordata, Actinopteri, Siluriformes, Ariidae.
CAGAACCCAUGCAAGUGGGUCGUACUCGCCUCUCCGCAUCUGAGAGGGAGCGCAGAAGGAGGGACAAGUGCUGCAUCUACUGUGGCAAGCCUGGUCACUUCCGAGCAUCAUGUCCCGAACUCUUGGGAAAAGGACCGCCCCGUCCAGCCGAGGGAGGGUUGUGACGGGGCCUACCCUCUCUCCCGGACUCCCUGGCCAAGGAAUCUACAUCCCGGUCUCCAUCUCCUGGGGUGAGUCUGUCCACUCUUGUCAAGCUUUGAUAGACUCAGGGGCGGCUGGGAACUUUAUGGAUAUUCACUUCGCCCAAAGCAUCAAUAUUCCGACUGCACCUCUUGAAGUCCCACUGUCUGUGUCUGCCCUCGAUGGCCAAGCGUUAGGUGAUGGAAGAGUCACCCAAGUUACUUCUCCUGUUUUCCUCCAGUCUCAAGGUCACAAGGAAGAAAUAUCCCUGCACCUGAUUCCUUCACCUGAGUUCCCAGUUAUUCUAGGCCUUCCUUGGCUUACUCGCCACAACCCUCGCAUAGACUGGGUAACAAGCCAGGUUGUGGAAUGGGGCCCUGCAUGCCAUGCCUCUUGUCUGCUCUCUAGCUCUCCUGUGUCUCCUGCCGAGCCCCCUGAUCUCACCGAGUUAUCUCAAGUUCCCACAGAGUACUGGGAUCUCAAGGAGGUAUUCAGCAAGAGCAGGGCCGCCGUUCUUCCUCCGCACCGGGCCUACGACUGUGCCAUCGACUUGCUCCCUGGGACUACCCCUCCUCGUGGCAGACUGUUUUCACUCUCUCAGCCAGAACGCAAGGCCAUGGAGGAAUACCUCAAAGAUGCCCUGGUCUCUGGGUUUAUUCGACCCUCCACUUCACCUGCUGGAGCCGGCUUCUUCUUUGUCGGCAAGAAGGAUGGGGGGCUCCGACCAUGUAUUGAUUACAGGGGCCUGAAUAAGAUCACUGUGCGCAACCGAUAUCCCCUUCCGCUGAUGUCCACAGCUUUCGACCUGCUCCAAGGCGCCACCGUCUUCACCAAGUUGGACCUACGGAACGCAUACCACCUCAUCCGUAUCCGACAGGGAGACGAGUGGAAGACUGCCUUUAACACCCCGUCUGGGCACUACGAAUACCAGGUGAUGCCCUUCGGACUCACCAACGCACCAGCUGUUUUUCAGGCCCUAAUCAACGACGUCUUAAGGGACAUGAUUAACCUAUACGUUUUUGUCUACCUCGACGACAUCCUUAUCUUUUCCAAGACCGUGCAGGAGCACCGCCACCAUGUCCGCCAGGUUCUCCAGAGGCUGCUACAGAACAAUCUGUUCGCCAAGGCCCAGAAAUGCGAAUUUCAUGUUCCCGAGGUCUCCUUUCUGGGAUUUAUUGUACGGACAGGCCAACUCCAAAUGGACCCUGCCAAGACCCUGGCCGUCCGGGAUUGGCCUACUCCCAAGUCCGUUAAGGAGGUUCAGCGGUUCUUAGGAUUCGCUAACUUAUCCAUCAGAGUGGUCCUGUCAGGCCAGGCCUCAGAACCCUACUCCAUCAAUGCCUCAGUACCUCAAGGAUCGAUCCUCGGCCCUCUCCUCUUCUCCAUCUUCAUCGACAACUUGGUUGAUGUAUGUGAGAAUGAGAUGUACACAUACCCUGAUGACUUAACCCUGUAUGGACACAUCAGAUCUCCAGCAGACAAGGCCAAAGUGGAGGCAAGCCUGAACCAGGAUCUCCAACAAAUCGCCAUCUGGGGAGACCAGUGGAAGACGACUUUCGAGCCAUCAAAGUGUAAGUUUGUUAUACUCUCAAGAAAGAGGACUCCAUCUGCACUGGACCUGCACUUCAAUGGUCACCAGUUGACCAUGGCCAAUGAGUUGGACAUCUUGGGGGUCACAAUAGACAAGAAGCUGUCCUGGUUGAAACAUCUGAACAAAAUCUCCAUACGGGCAGGUCAGAAACUGGCAGCGCUGAGGAGAGUGGCCAGUAAACUCACCACGGAGAGCCGAGCAACUGUCUACAAGCUACAGGUACACAGUGUCAUGGAAUACGCCUCACUCAGCUGGAUGAGUGCCUCACCAACACAUCUUGGCCUACUCGACAACAUUCAGAAGAAGGUCCUAAAGAUUAUAGGGGUGGACCAGGACACUGCCAGCACAAAACACUCCAUCUCCAGCCUUGGCCAUAGAAGACAGGUUGCUGCUACUACAGUCCUGUUCAAAAUGCACACCCGCCACUGCCCUACGGAUCUCCGGGAUAUGCUCCCCCCACCAUACCCUACACGGCGAACCACCUGCCUUUGCACAGCUAUGCCAGAUCAUGCCCUGGACCUCCCAGCCUCUAAUACUCGCACCCUGGACAGAACCUUCCUCCACACUGCUGUCCGGGUAUGGAAUAGCCUUCCAGAACAUGUAGUUGGACCCAUAGACACUGGCCCCCAGGCCUUUAAAUGCAGGGUCCACAGGCAUCUUCUGACCACUCCUCCCACUACCAGAUGA